This is a messenger RNA of Sordaria macrospora k-hell, 1992 nucleotides long. RefSeq lists its product as uncharacterized. Lineage: Eukaryota; Fungi; Ascomycota; Sordariomycetes; Sordariales; Sordariaceae. The record is from RefSeq and is a predicted model, not a curated record.
AUGGCAAAUUCCGGGCCGCAUACGCCCUUAUCACCUACUCAACUUUUCGACUUCUGCGACGCCACCAACGACGAUGGAGAACUAUCACCAACCUGCCCCCCUCCGGCCUGGACCGGGGUCCCUCCACUUGCUCAAUUGCCCGAGUACCGUGGCGACGACAACAAGCACCGCGACGGCGGUCAUGCUGCGUCAACACAAAUGCCUUCGUCCCUAUUUUCCUACGAGCGGCCUGAGAACCGUGACGUGAACGAUACCAAGUUGAUUGAAAGGCUUAAUGGGCAUGACGACGGAGAUGUAUCAACCGUUUCUACCUCAAGCGACAAAGAAAGACACUGCAAGAUCGAUCUGCGCCAUUGCAAAGGGGUGGUAACUUGGGAGGAUGUCAACCAUCAGGACCAGCAUACAUCAGACCUGUACAUCGACCUCUACGUGGACACCGCAAAGCAGCAAGCCAUCUUCGCCUUACGUGGAUUCUUCUUCUUCAAGAGCGGCGGUCCCAAAGCGCAUCUCUCGUUACUCAUUUAUCCGGAGAAAAUUCAGUCCAUUAAGUUCGCUCACAACCGCCCGCCCGUCUCUCCAAUAAACGAUGUUCCUGGUGACAGCUUUGUUUCGUUGCGUUUCGCGAUGACACAGCCGCCCAGCCUGAUGGUGCCAAAGGAUCGGCUUCUUGAACCGAAACGCCAAUACCAAGCCGUCGCUGAUACUAUAGCAUCUAUCGGCUCGGUCAAGCAGUUUACGAUCUACUUGAGUGACGUCUCACCGGACGUUCAGCAAGAACUAACUUUGAUACCCUCCGUCUUCUUGUCUACUUAUCCAUUUGGCCGCUUGCAAGCGGAUGACAAGUGGGCGGCGCCUAACGACCUCUAUGACUAUACAUUUUCCCAAGUCAUCGACUUGAGCCAGACUGCUUUCGACUCUAAGUCUGGUUCGAAGAAGCUGGAAGAAUCGGAAGGAUUGGCUGUCGACGAAGACGCCGUUGCCCCACCAUAUUCGCCAGGUGACUCUCAGCGUACAGUUCAAAGCAUCGGCCCUUCGAGUAGGAAGCGACAGGCUAGCGAACCGUUGAUUCCUUACACAACCGAGAAGCACAGUGAUGCGGGCUCCAGCAUACUGGGAUACGAAACACUCAGAAAUGGGUCGCGGCCACCGGACACCAAGACUGUUGGUCUCGCAAGUCCUGUACACCUCUCAACUCCAUCCGACCACAAACGCCAACGCACCACUGAGCUGCAUUCUCCGAUGACCAACGCCGAUAUCGUUUCUGCAUUGCGCCGGGUCUUCGCCUACAACGCCUCCCUCUCGAACCGCAUUGCACAACUUGAAUCUCGCCUCGAGACCUGCUCCUCCCGUCUUGAGUCGUUAGCAACUGAGCUCGUUGCCGCGGCUGACCGCACCCCAUGCCGCUACGACACGGAAGAAGCGGAGCAUGUCUUCGGUCAGAUCGAUCACCGCAUCGAAGACGGCAUCCACGACGUACGUCACGAGCUCGAAGAGACGUUCAAGGUCGAGGCCGAGGAGCGGGUCGCCGAGGAAGUCAAACUGCAACACGAGGAACUCCGGGAGAAGUUGGAAGUGGACUGGACUGAGGACGUGAGACGUACUAUUGUUCAGGAGAUCGCCUCGGAGGUCGAAGAGAAGACGACGAAAGAGGUGUUGAAGGGGAUUGCUGAGGCGCUGAGCGCUUACCAUGCUAGCCAAGCAAAUCAAGAUGGUAGCUUGAGGCUUGGUAGCAGUUACACGCCAUCCAAAGCAUCUGCCGCGACCCUGCCUGGUGAGACGGCCCUGCGCGAGGCGGUGGAAGAUAUCCAGAGCAAGUACAAGGAUCUGUUGACGGGAGAGGAAAUGAUUGGGGUGCUGGAUUUUUUGGAGGAAAGUCCGCUGACUGUGGUCAAGUAUAAUGCCUGUGGGGAGAAUACGAGAAGGGCGUAUGUAAUGAAGUGGAAGGCGGAAGUCUCGGGAGGGGUUCUGUCCAGACGGACGUGGUAUAGGUAA